This is a messenger RNA of Stomoxys calcitrans (stable fly), 3145 nucleotides long. RefSeq lists its product as uncharacterized. The coding region runs from base 57 to 3098 and encodes 1013 amino acids. The record is from RefSeq and is a predicted model, not a curated record. Lineage: Eukaryota; Metazoa; Arthropoda; Insecta; Diptera; Muscidae. Gene Ontology annotation, molecular function: monooxygenase activity; iron ion binding; heme binding. The transcript has 11 exons.
GCUUCAACUUUAGAACGUGAAGGUUGAAUAAAACACGGCGUCGAAAGCGGAACGAAAUGUUUUUAGAAUUUUUCAUAGUGUUUGUUACCCUGCUUUUGUUAUGGGAUUACUUAUCGAAGAAACGACGCAAUGAUAUGCUCAGCUACAUGGAUGGACCAAAACCAUUGCCCAUUGUGGGUAAUGCUCUGGCCUACCGUGGUCAGAACCCUGAAGAAAUCAUGAACUUCAUUACGAAUAAUAGCAAGAAGUAUGGCGGCAUGUAUCGCGUUUGGAUAUUGCAGCAAUUGGCUGUCUUCUCUUCAGAUCCACGGGACAUUGAGGUAAUACUCAGUUCCCCACAACACAUUACAAAAAACAACCUCUACGAGCUGUUACACAGUUGGCUGGGUACUGGUCUGCUUAUGAGCACAGGCAAAAAAUGGCAUUCACGGCGCAAGAUUAUCACACCUACCUUCCAUUUUAAGAUACUCGAACAAUUUGUGGAAAUUUUUGAUCAGCAAAGUUCGGUAAUGGUAAAACGAUUGACAGACAAGGCCGAUGGCAAAACGGCCAUAAAUAUUUUUCCCAUCAUUUGUUCUAUGGCUUUGGAUAUCAUUGCAGAAACGGCCAUGGGUGUAAAGAUCAAUGCUCAAAGCAAUCCGAAAUUCCCAUAUGUUCAGGCAGUAUUCCACGUAACCAACAUUACCGCAAGGCGCUUCAUCAAUGUGUGGCACCGCAUCAAUUGGAUAUUCCGUUUAACAGCUCCCUCAGAUUAUAAACUUUUGAAUGACAGCAUUAAGCUUAUGCACAAUUUUACCGAGAACAUUAUUAUGGAACGACGGGAAGCAUUGCAAAAGUCCUUGGCAGAGAAUGGUAAAAGUCUUGAAGAAGAUGAACUGGGUCAAAAGAAGCGAAUGGCUCUUCUGGAUGUCCUCUUACAGUCGACCAUAUCGGGAGCACCGUUAAGCAACGAAGAUAUUCGGGAAGAAGUCGACACAUUUAUGUUUGAGGGUCACGAUACAACUACCAGUGGCAUUUCAUUUGCUCUAUAUCUGAUCUCAAGGCAUGCAGAAGUGCAAAAAAAGAUAUUUGAGGAAAUUCUGGAAGUUAUAGGCAGUGACAAAGAGCGGCCAGUUUCCUUGAGAGAUUUGGGUGAACUCAAGUACUUGGAGUGUGUCAUAAAAGAAUCGCUGCGCCUUUAUCCACCCGUACCUAUGAUUGGACGAUACUUCACCAAGGAUAUCGACAUACGUGGUCGACAAGUUCCUGCUGGUACCAACUAUACUGUUGGCAUUUUUGUCAGCCUACGCAAUCCCAAAGAUUUUCCCGAUCCCGAUUCCUUUAAACCGGAACGUUUCCUCAACGAAGGUGCUGAUAGAAUCGAUCCCUAUGCCUAUAUCCCAUUCUCGGCUGGCCCUCGGAAUUGUAUUGGACAAAAAUUCGCUGUACUCGAAAUGAAGAGUGCCAUAAGUAAAAUGCUGAGACAUUAUGAGCUUUUGCCUUUGGGCCCCGAAGUUAGGCCUAUGAUGAAUUUGAUUCUUCGUUCUUCCAAUGGCAAUCACAUAGGUUUAAGGCCACGAAGCUAUUCGACUUGCAAACCAUUGAAGAUGUUAUUGGAAAUUUUGCUGGGCCUCAGCCUAGUCAUUCUCAUAGUGAACUUUUACAAGAGGGCCAUUAUCACAAAACAAUUGGGACAUAUACCGUUGGUAUCGAAAAUACCUUUUGUGGGGAGUAUUUUAGUAAUGCAGCAUCUCAAUCCGGAUAAUUACUACAAGCAAUGGCAUGAAUUUGUUGUACGAUACGGCCAAUCAUUUGGAAGCAUAGUCUUUGGCAUGUUGUUUGUGGUAACCAUUGAUCAUCGCAUUGUGGACGCUUUGCUGGGCGGUCAGCAAAAUUUGAAAAAGAAUUUUAUAUACCAAAUGCUACAGGUCUGGCUGGGCAAGGGCCUGCUUCUGAGCAGUGGAAAAACCUGGCAGACUAUGCGAAAGAUCAUUACACCCACAUUUCAUUUUAAGAUAUUGGAGGAAUUCAUCGAAGUAUUUGAUCGACAGGCGGACGAGCUCAUUCUUAGGCUAACAUCUCUAACCAAGACCAAUAAUGUAGUGAAUAUUUUUGAACCAAUGGGUCUGUUGACCUUGGACAUAAUUGCUGAAACCGCCAUGGGAGUAAAGAUCAAUGCGCAAAUGAACUCGAAAUCAGAUUUUGUGAAAGCCAUAAAUGAUAUAACCGAAAUAGUUGCCAAUCGCUUUGUGCGUCCACAUCUUUCCUUUAGAAUCUUUGCGUGGCGCAUGCACAAAGUGCAAAAACAAAGCAUCAAAAUUUUGCAUGAUUAUACGGAGCAAAUAAUAGCUGACCGCCGGCAAUCAUUACUAGAACGGCCAAAGCAUGACACAGCCCAAGGAAACGGGACCGUAUCCGCUGAUGUCGGUGUUAGAAAACGAAUGGCGCUUUUAGAUGUCCUUUUGCAAUCAACGGUGGAUGGGCAUCCACUUUCGGAUAAGCAGAUUCGCGACGAAGUUAAUACUUUCAUGUUCGAAGGUCAUGACACCACGACCUCGGCGAUAUCAUUUUGCCUAUACGCUUUGUCCCGCCACAGUGAUGUUCAACAAAAACUGUUUGAGGAGAUACGCUGCCAAUUCGGCGAUGAUUUAGGUCGUCCCGUUACCUACGCCGAUUUGCAGCAGUUAAAUUAUUUGAAUUGCGUGGUAAAAGAAGCGUUGCGCUUGUAUCCUCCAGUCCCCGCCAUUGGUCGUUGUUUGGAUCACGAAUUGAAUGUUGAUGAUUGCACACUUUUGCCCGGCACCAAUGUCAUCAUCCUUUUGUGGGAACUGCUAAGGGAUCCAAGUAUUUUUGAAGAGCCGCUUUGUUUUAAACCAGAACGCUAUCUGCUCGAGGACAACGUGAAAAUGAGUGGGUACGGUAAUAUUCCUUUCAGUGCAGGCCCUCGAAAUUGCAUUGGUCAACGUUUUGCAAUUUUCGAAAUGAAGACUGUUAUAAUCAAAGUAUUAAGAAAUUUCGAACUAAUGCCGCUGGGUGAAAAUGUACAAAUCUCCAUGAAAAUUGUUCUUCGUUCUAAGAAUGGGGUAAAUGUAGGAUUAAGGCGUCGUCUUUACGAUUAAUUAAAAUGAUCUGUUAAAAAUAAAAUUCUCUUUUGGGGUGAUACGGA